Molecule: messenger RNA, 3313 nt
Organism: Xiphophorus maculatus (southern platyfish)
Lineage: Eukaryota; Metazoa; Chordata; Actinopteri; Cyprinodontiformes; Poeciliidae
Product: protein FAM19A1-like
Exons: 6
Coding region: 590-1006 (138 amino acids)
Biological process (GO): neuroblast differentiation; regulation of neuroblast proliferation
Molecular function (GO): receptor ligand activity
Source: RefSeq, a predicted model, not a curated record
CACGCUCACUCACACUCGCCCUGCUCUGCCUGCCCGCCUGACACAGACGCUCUACUUACAGCGUCGGAGGCAGGACUGAGGCUCACACUAUCAGCUCAGCUUCUCAAUGGGGGGACGUGGCCAAAAGCAGACAGAGCGGUCAUUCCACCGGAGCCUUCCGCCGAGUUCGUGAGAGAGAAAGAAAGACAGAGGAGGGGCAACGACAAGCGAGGGCAGGCGGCGGAUGGGGGCAAAUUAGGACCCCCUUUCAUCUCAGCAGAGGAGUUUUGAAAGACUCUGAAAGAGAGAAGAGCAGCAUCUUUGUGGCUGAUAGAGCCGUGACUCUUUCACACACCUUGGUCAGUUUGUGACACCUAUUGUCCUCCCACCUGGGUGGCGUUUUUGAGGGACUCAUGUUGCUUUUUUGUUUUUGUUUUUUUAAAGAAAAAUCACAGCAGCAGAAGUCCAGGGUGAUUUUUUUUGUUUCUUUUUUUGGGGCUUACCUGCAGGUGGAAUUCAUGAAGAGACGAUGGAAUUAAGACGGACAGGCUGUGAUUCUGACUAAGCUCCUUUUCUCUAUCUGAACGCACUGCUCAGACUCGGCCUUACCAUGUCCUGGUUGUUGGCCAUGUGGAUUAGCCUCGGCUUCCUGCUGCUGUGCCAGGCCACACUCUACCAGACCAUCCAGCAGCACCAUGUGGCCCGACCCGGUCGCACCGACAUCCUCACUCUGGAGGGAGGAACCUGUGAGGUGAUUGCUGCUCACAGGUGCUGCAACAAGAACCGCAUUGAGGAGCGUUCGCAGACGGUCAAAUGCUCCUGUUUGCCCGGGAAAGUGGCCGGAACGACACGCAACAAACCCUCCUGCGUGGACGCGUCCAUCGUAAUUGGGAAGUGGUGGUGUGAGAUGGAACCGUGUCUGGAGGGAGAAGAGUGCAAGACUCUGCCCGACAACUCUGGAUGGAUGUGCUCAUCUGGGAACAAGAUCAAGACCACAAGGAACACCCAGCCAUACUCCCCUUUUUAGCUUCUGGAAGCAAAAUGCAGAGGAUGCGUCAACAGAAAUUGAGCUGCAUUCUUGCUUCUGUAAAGAUUCACCCCAGGACCUAACAGCGAGCUCCCAGUUGCAGGACUGCGCGCCAGGCUUUACACCCUUUCUGAACUUUUUGUCUCCUCCCGUUGAACUGACUAAAACUAUCACAUCCACGGCUACCGACUGGCUUACCCCGGGACUGCGGAAAGGAUAUCCAUCCAGAUAAAACAGCUUUGCUCACUUGGUGCCAAGGAUUUGAAACAGCACUAAUCCCCUGUUUGAUCAAUGAGCCCCGCGUCGGUGACUCUCUCUUCUUCCUGUGGCCAGUUUCCAACCUGCUCUCUUUCUGUUUCCUCACCCUGUCUUUACCUGAAAGCCUGAUACAACUUAGCAGGGGCUCAUUUAGAGGUUGGUCAAAUAUUUUGAAGACAAUCUCCCGGCCUGCCCGGAAGGUGAACCAGUCGAGGGGUGCACACAAAACUAAACUUGAGAUUCACACAAGUGGUUGCGCAGGGGAGUCACAUUGACCCUCAUUUUCUGUUAUUUCUGUGCAGAAAUCAUUCGUGUUUGACUCGCUGAUGGAGACAGAUGCCAUUUCUGUGAGUGCAGGAGAGGCAGGACUUUCAGUAACUUGGACCUGCUGGUUGCCUAUGAUGAGAUACGAGAACUCUCCUUCUCCUGGUCUGACUUUACGGCCCCGAGCUUCAUCCUCUAUAAGGGACACGUUGACUUUUACUUCUGGGCAUGCCCAAUGUAGAUUUCAUGAGCACCACAUUUAUUUUAUGUAAGAUCAUUUGUGUAAAUAAACACGUAAAUACACAAAGUACGCUGUAAGAUGACAGGUCCAAGAGGCUGAUAAAUGUGCCAUCCUAGUAACACAUCGACCAGUUCCAAAAGGAGCCGCUUCACAAUGUAAGCUUGUGUUGGGGGGGAAAAACGGCUGUGAAUGAAUUGUAAUGAUGAGUUCUGGGAUGCUUUUUGUUUUUGUCAUUCAGCGAUGCUUUCGGCUGGGCACCGGCAAUGCUUGAUGAGGAAAAACAAUGUAUAGAAUCGCCUCACGUGUGGAAGCAGAGCUGACAACACUUCUCGACCUUUGGGCCCAGACGCAGCAGGGACUCGGAGCAGCUGUGGAUAAAAUAUGAGCAUGAUCAUAAGAAACGGGCGUCGUGUCUCUCUCACGCACGGGAGACGGAGGAUUUGCUUACAAUGACAGAGAGAAAGUAUUAGUCCCAAUGGAGAAAAAUAGCUAUCCCCCAGUAGAUAUAAGACAGCCUUAUGAGAAAUAAAAUUUGUUUUCUAUACUGAAAUGUUGUCUGCCGUUUCUCCCGAACGUCGUCGUGAAAGAUGUUCCUCUUAUCACGGUUUGAUAUGUCGUAAUAUGUGGGUGGAAGAUCUUGUCAGAGAAUCAUUUACAUCAUGUGAUAACGUGUGAGCAGAGUUGUUUUUUGGGGUUUUUUUGCUCGAGUAAACAGGCAAUCAACAUCGGCGCAAGGAGAGUUUGAAAAUGACUUCCGGGCACAAGACACGGCGGUGUCUGCCGCAGUCACAAACGAAUCUGCGAUGCUUCAUUUACACAAUCCCCUCGGCGGCAGAGUGGAUUUAUCAAAACAGAACAUUCAAUUCAUUCAUGCAAUUAGAAUAAAGAUUUUCAAUAUCGGGGGCGGGCAAAAUUCCAGAUGAUUUUCAAUAUCAGCCUCCUCUCUCUCUCAGCUGAUAUUAGAUUCGUCUCUGGUCCCCGUGGAGGAGCUGGCGCACAUUCAUCAUUUAGGAAUGUGGCUAGUUUGGUGGCGCACGGCGCCUCGCUGAGCAGUCACAGAAGGUAUGAAAGAGACAGACGCAUCAAUCUCCCAGCGGCCUUGCCAGAAUCGUGAAGGAAUAUGCAAACUACGGAAAAAAAAACAUAAAAAACAUGCGAGAGCUGUUUUCCGCCUUGGCUCUUCAGCGGGUCGACUUCUUUGUUUUUCUGAUUUUUCGUGGAAUUUAACUUGACUUAAAGAAAGUUAAUUGGAAGAGUUUGUGAUUGGGAUGCACCGAGGAAUUGCCUGGCAAACAGUCUCGCGCUUUUAACUUCAGCUUUACCUCAAGAAGUCAAAAGCGCGAUAUGUUUACUAAUAACUUCAUAUCUGGUGCUAGCAGGUCAUGCUAACACCUUUUAGCAAGUUACUCAAGGGAUCCGUUAGCUAUUUUCAUUAUGUCUAGAUGAAGUCAGAGGAAGCAAAAAAGCUGUGAGAAGCUUCUCAAUGGAGAAUAUUUUCUAUAGAGGCAUUUCAGUUAUUUAUUCAAGAUGCUUCUAUUCAUUUA